Molecule: messenger RNA, 606 nt
Organism: Colletotrichum chrysophilum
Lineage: Eukaryota; Fungi; Ascomycota; Sordariomycetes; Glomerellales; Glomerellaceae
Exons: 2
Coding region: 1-606 (201 amino acids)
Source: RefSeq, a predicted model, not a curated record
AUGCCGUACAACACUCGACGCAAGUCGCUUUCUUUGCCAUCUCUGGGAAUUCACGUACCUGGAAGCCAUGCCCAUCGCAGUCCCGCCACCGCCAGCUCAAAUCGGAACAUCUCUGAGUGCACACCGAGUCGCAUCACCAUCAUACCCCCCGUGACACUACAAUCGAACAAGCGACAGAAGCGAUUCCAUGGUGACGAGACUCAACGCAGAGGAAACUCGCUCAAGCGCCCCGACGAGAAAAGCAUGCUGGAGCACACGCCACCGCCAUCCCCGACGGCUGAGGAUGUCAAGAUCGGAGACUGUGGCAACACAAUAUCAUCAAUAAACAUCAAGCUGGAAGGGAUUAAUGACGAGAUUGUGGAGGCCGUCAUCGUCCAACUGCAGGCGACCGCGAACAGGCCCCAUCUGGUUAAGGAGCUGGCGACUGUCUUGUCGCAGCAGUUGCCUAUCGUCCAACACCAAGGAGUCGGAAACGGUACAUCCUCGCAGAACUUACUUUUACCUCACAACCUGCCCGAGACGGCCCCUUCCCGACUCAACAAUGCCACUCCUCGUUCAGCGGUCCGUCGUCUCUCCAUCAUUGUCCAGUGUAGCAUCUGGGUCUGA